AUGGGUUUUGUGAGAAUCAUGAACAAUUCUGAAAAAAUGAAUUUGCUCUUUUAUCGAGACUACAAUAAAUCAUAUAUAAAAACGAAAUCAUGGUUUACUUUAAAUAAAUCAGAAACUAUGCAAACAUCAAAAGGAAAAAAAGUCGAAUAGAUGCCCAUUAAUUCAACUAAUUCUUGGAAAAAGGAAUUCCAUAGGCUUAUCAUCUACUAAAACUAAAUUAGAAGAUUAAAAUACAACUAUUACUUAGAAAACUUAAAACAUAACUAAGUAAAUCUAAAAGAAUAAAUAUCACGCAGGUAUAACAAGAUAGAAAUUAAGAAAAAUAAUAGAACUAGAGAAAACAAGAAAACAGAUCAAAAAAAAUUUAAAAUAGGAUAAAUUUGUUCCAAAACCUUUUGA
This is a messenger RNA of Paramecium tetraurelia, 399 nucleotides long. RefSeq lists its product as uncharacterized. The transcript has a single exon. The record is from RefSeq and is a predicted model, not a curated record. Lineage: Eukaryota; Ciliophora; Oligohymenophorea; Peniculida; Parameciidae.